AGCUGAUACUGGAAGCCGUAUACUAACCGAAACGAGAGACAAAAGGAGCCAAUGGGAAGACAACUUCUGGAAAACAACACAGAAAUUCUUUGUGGAUAUUGAUGAAAAACAAUUUCAUCAAUGCAUUCUCUCAGAUGCAUUCUCUACAUAUCUACAAGCAUCUAAGCUGGAAGACUACCAAACGUCCAGUGUGUUUACUCGACCUCAAAUGUGGAAAUUUGAGCAAAAACUCAGCAUUCAACUCGUGACUCAUCUAGUUGAACAGGACAAUGGAAAGGAAAACUACCCCGUCCUCCUGAAACUUCUCAGAAAGCAUGGCCAUAUACAGAAAAUACAAUAUUUGCCACAGAUCCUGAAUUUACAACAAAAACUGGUCAGUUUCUUCCAAUACAAAGACUUACAAAAAUGGAGAGAGGUGUCCAUUGAAGAGUUCAGAAAGAGCCUGGAUGAAGAUGAAGCACCAGUCUUUUUGGAACAUGUCAGGAUCCUGCUGAAGAUUUGGGACUAUUUGCAGGAGAGUCAUGAGAGGAUUCCAAACCUGAAACACAGAAACACAAAAAAUCUGAAUAUUAUUGAUCUCUUGCCCAGUGAUCAGUCCAUAACCCACUGGAUUUUGGAGUUCCUUAUCAAAACACAGAAUGACUGUAUCUCAAGUGCUCAAACUCAGGGAAAUGGAGAAAUCAAAACUGAGGAAAUUAAGCCUUUUCAUUUAAUUAUCUGCAAUCCUGAGGAAGAUUUCCUUCAAAUUGCAAUAUCAAACACUGACUAUGCAUUCAAUGAAGAUGGAACCCAGAACACAAAUUAUAACUUUAAGACCUUGGAGAAUUUGUUGGUGAAGCGUUUCAUCGUUGACAAACCAUGUAUUAACUUAACAACUAUUCCAUCAUUUGACUUAAAUCCUGUGAAAGGAAUGCAUUUGUUCUUCCAAAACUCAAAAGACAACUUGGAGCCACUGAACACAGAUAACAAGAAUUACAUAAUGAAUGAAUUCAAAAACCUUGAUGAGAUUUCUGAGGCACUUUCCACUCUGAAAAUCGCCAUUGGGUUUCUGGAGUUGUCAUUUGGAGAUCCAGACAUGCCGCUGGUGGACUAUAUGAAGAAGGAACUGAGAAUGGAGGACGGAGCGCGGCGUUUAAGUCUGCCGGUUCUGCAGUCGAGCAGAGUGAAGCAUAUCCAAUCCCUCUGGGAAGUUCUGUCAACACGGAGGUCCACGAUCCUUGUUAAGAUGAAACAGAACCCAUUUUACAUGAUGGAUAAACAGUUUCACAAUCGCUUCACCGAGAAAGACAUGAAUGAACUGGCAUCUCAGUUGUCAACAUUUAGAAACAUUGAUUUGUUUAUCACUGAACUUCAUGAUAUGAUAAUGAACAUGGAGAUGAAUGAAAUGAAACCAGAUUGGAAUAUCAUGGAGACAUUUACAGCUUUCUUGGAGAGGAAGGAGAUGGACGAUGAGUGCAUUGAGAACCUGCUGAAUCCCCUCAGAGAACUUGGAGACUUGAAGAUGGGAAACAUCAUAGCUCUGUGGAAACUAGUAGUGGAGAGAAGAACAGCAUAAAGCGCACCAGCAAUCAGAGUGUGUGUAAUAUGAUUAGUUUUCACUUAUAAAUAUAGGAAUGCCCCCUACUGUAAACCUGAAACUUACAUUUAAUGAUCAUUGUAUUACAGAGAAGAUCAAACCAAUCGCAGUGCUGUGUUUGCAGGAUAAACGUUCUCCAUUGAUCUUGUUCAAAGUGAAAUAAUUACUGUGUGGCAAGUAGCAAACAAGGUCUUUCACAAGAAGCUUUAUUUUUUGUUUGCCUUACCUUUGAAUGCUUGCUUUGAAUGAAUGUUUCUAGAAGGUAACAUUUUAUAUGUGAUCUUGCUAUCAUUAAUAUACAUAUAUUAUGAUUAUAAGUCAUAUUAAUCAGAAUACAUAUUUUGACUUGCUUUACUUCGCUGUUGAUAUUGAUUACAUUUUUAUGUAUUACUUGGCCCUUGACGCAUGAACUUGCUCAUUGUGUCAUUUUAGCUUGCAUUUAUCCUUUCUUAAAACAGUAAAACAAUACAGUAAAACUCUUUAUUUGGCAGUUAUUUUAUGAGUUUACAUACUUCUCUCUGCUUUUGAUACUCUCCUCUUUUUGUUAGACCUUCCAAGUAUUUCAGAAAUAAAAUUGAUCUUUCAAAA
Paramormyrops kingsleyae is the source of this 2164-nucleotide messenger RNA. The record is from RefSeq and is a predicted model, not a curated record. NCBI's taxonomy places the organism in Eukaryota, Metazoa, Chordata, Actinopteri, Osteoglossiformes, Mormyridae.